Laetiporus sulphureus 93-53 is the source of this 1446-nucleotide messenger RNA. RefSeq lists its product as uncharacterized. The transcript is spliced from 7 exons. Gene Ontology annotation, biological process: GDP-fucose import into Golgi lumen; protein O-linked glycosylation via fucose. Gene Ontology annotation, molecular function: antiporter activity. NCBI's taxonomy places the organism in Eukaryota, Fungi, Basidiomycota, Agaricomycetes, Polyporales, Laetiporaceae. Gene Ontology annotation, cellular component: Golgi apparatus. The record is from RefSeq and is a predicted model, not a curated record. The coding region runs from base 75 to 1124 and encodes 349 amino acids.
UUUCCUUUUGCAACAGGUUCUGUCACCCUUUGUUUUGCUUUCCACGUCGACGGUGACGGCGACGUUCAGAGACCAUGUCUCACCAGUCUCAUUCACACCACCAAAAUUCGCCGUCUAGGGCCCUCGUUAUCGGAACAGUCUUGUUCUACCUCGUAGCAGCGCUGUCGAUGGUCAUGGCAAAUAAAUGGGUACUGAAUACAACCGACGUGCCACUAUUCUUUUUGGAUACCCAGCUGCUCAUCGCCGUCGUCCUCUUUUUGAUGGCGCACGUGGUCGGGCUGUUGCAACUGCCUAUACGACUGGACAUGCAAGUAUGCAAGGGUCUCAUCCCCAUGGUGGGGCUCAACGUGAUCGGUCUCAGCUUCAGCAAUUAUACGCUCAAAUAUGUUGACGCGUCGUUCUACCAAGUCGCACGAGGCAUGGUUCUCCCAUUCACUGUCGCGACAUCCUUCUUGCUGCUGCAUGCGCGCCCCUCGCUGCGGAUCCUCUUCGCAUGCUCGAUCGUCACCUUUGGCUUCUUCAUCGGUGUCUUCCUCGACGGCACGCCUGUCUCGCCUAUGGGCAUCUUCUUCGGUGUCGUGAGCUCAAUGAUCACCGCGCUGCACUCGGUCGUUAUCAAGAAGGCGCUUGACAUCGUGCACGGCAGCGCGCUGCACCUCUCGUGGUACACGAACCUGCUUAGUGCGGUUCUCCUUGCGCCGAUCCUCGUUCUGGUGGGCGAGCUCCCCCGCGUGACGCGCCUGCUAUUUGGCCCUAAUGAAGCGCCUGUAGGCGAGUUGAGCACCUUGGGGACCUUUUUGCUCGGUUCUGCGAUCACGGGCGCGUUCGGCUUCCUCAUGAGCAUUGCGAGCCUCCUCUCUAUCAAAGUCACAUCACCUAUCACACACAUGGUGUCCUCUGCCGUGCGGGGGGUCGCUGCCUCCCUUCUCGGCAUGUGGCUCUUCCACGAUGUUAUCACAACUGGGCGCGCAUCUUCCAUAGCAACUAUCCUUUUCGGCUCGCUAUACUACACCUGGGUCAAGCAUGUCGAGUCGCAGGCGGCCAAGCCAGCGAACGGCCACUCAUACGAGCAGGUGCCCCUCGAGGAUGCCGAGGCUGGCAAGGCAUCGGGCAAGCCAGAGUAGACCCGGACGGCGAAUGGAAUGUAUGGAUUGGAUUGAAUCAUAGAGACAUACUUGAUAGUUUAGUGUACUGGAUUGUUCGUGACUGGAUCAUCGAUUAAUUGACGAGAGCGCCUGGCCAGGUGGCCAUUGCUCGUUCACCUCCCAAUGAUGACCCUAAGUUCGGUGAGGAUCCGGGCCCAAGAUAUCACUAUACAUGGAAUGGAUUCGUAGAGACGCUAUUACCACUAUUCCUCGCCCACACUCUCCAUGAUCAGCCACUCCCCGUAAUACAUGCAUCCUUUCGGGUCCACCGGUCCCCCGCUCUUGCAAAAGUCGAAGGUCG